Molecule: messenger RNA, 1703 nt
Organism: Mangifera indica (mango)
Lineage: Eukaryota; Viridiplantae; Streptophyta; Magnoliopsida; Sapindales; Anacardiaceae
Product: peptide chain release factor 1, mitochondrial
Exons: 11
Coding region: 243-1520 (425 amino acids)
Biological process (GO): translational termination
Molecular function (GO): translation release factor activity, codon specific
Source: RefSeq, a predicted model, not a curated record
UCCUCCCGAGGACUAUACAUUAACCGAAAAGUUUAGGGGUGGCAGAGGGGAGGGUCUAUUACCUAGUAUGAAGCGGAGAGCGGGGUGACGGAGACUGCAUUUACGCAGCGUUUUGUACGUUUACGGGACAAGAAAAAGGUUUUUCUUGUAUGGUCACUAGCAAUUAAGUUGGUUUGGUUUGAGCUGAGUAUUUGGUGUCGAAAUUCUAAUUGAGGACAUACGAACGCUGAAGAGUUAAGAAGAUGAGAAAAGUGAAUGGAGGAUUCAUGUGGAAGAAUAUGUUUUCGGCUUUAAAGGAGUUACGAUCUAUUUCAUCAAUUUCACAUUCAAAUCAUCUGAAUCAAAGAUCAGCAUGGGCUAUCACUUCACUCUCCGUUCUUCGUUUUUACUCAACUGAAAUGCAACCUCAACUCUCGAAUGAACUUAUCAAAAUAAUUGGACAAAAGCUAUUGGCCAUAGAGCGCAGGAGUGCUUGUCUUGAGAAUAUCAUAAAUCGGCCGGAAGUUUCACCAACAGAGUAUGCUAGUGCUAAUAAAGAGCUUCGGAAAAUAAGGGGUUCAAUGGAACUUCUAAAUGAAUUGAGGACCAAACAGAAGGAGAUUGAUGAGUUGAAGUCACUGAUGGCUGAAUGUCCUGAGGAUAAAGGCAUGCUUGAUAUGGCAACAGAGGAAUUGAAUCAAGCUGUUGAAGAAGAGAAAAGGUUACAGUGUUUGCUGCUCAAGUCUAUGCUUCCUAAGGAUGAUGCUGACGAGAGGGACUGCAUUUUGGAGGUGAGAGCUGGAACAGGAGGGGAAGAGGCCUCUUUGUUUGCAAUGGACAUAUUUAAAAUGUAUGAGAGAUACUCUCAGAAGAAAGGUUGGAAAUUUGAUGUUGUAGAUGUAACAGAGUCUGAUCUGAGAGGAUACAAAGAAGCUAGUGCAGCAAUCUCAGGAGCUGGUGUCUAUGGGAAACUUAAAUUUGAGAGUGGAAUUCAUAGAGUUCAGGUUUCAACUCGUGUUCCUGUGACAGAGAAGUCUGGACGAGUUCAUACCAGUGCUGUCUCUGUUGCUAUCCUUCCUCAGGCUGAUGAGGUAGAUGUCCAGUUGAGGAAUGAAGAUUUGAGGAUUGAUACCUAUAGAUCUGGUGGUUCAGGUGGUCAGCAUGCAAAUACUACCAAUAGUGCUGUCCGAAUAACUCAUAUUCCAACAGGGAUGACUGUGUCCAUCCAAGACGAACGAUCUCAACACAUGAACAAAGCUAAAGCACUUAAGGUUCUAUGCGCAAAGUUGUAUGAAAUGGAAAGGUUAAGAAUUCAGAUGAGUAGAUCAAAACUUCGAUCAGAGCAGAUCGGUAGUGGUGAUAGAUCGGAGCGUAUCCGAACUUACAACUUCCCUCAAGGGCGUGUCACAGAUCAUCGUGUUAGCAUCACUCAUCAUGCAAUAAGUGAUGUGAUGCAGGGAGAAAAUCUUGAUAUCUUCAUAGAUGCUCUUCUUUUACAGCAGGAAAUGGAUGCAAUUGCCUCAUUCAGUUCUAGUCGGUGAUACUAGCGAAGGUCUUUACCCAGGACCUAUUUUUGAUAGUAUUACUGAAUGGUGCUAAGUUUUAGUAGAUUAUUUGUUUUAAAACUUGAAUGGUUAGCCUCAUAAGAGUAUUUUUGGUUGUUUUUUUUUUUUUGUAAGAAUAAACCUUUCUUAUUACUUAAAUAAGUUGUUUGAUUUGGUGAA